This is a messenger RNA of Acanthosepion pharaonis, 1026 nucleotides long. Lineage: Eukaryota; Metazoa; Mollusca; Cephalopoda; Sepiida; Sepiidae. The record is from the annotation of a GenBank genome assembly.
AUGUUACGUCAUACGACAAAAAUAAAAACAAUCUACUUCCUCCAGUUGACCGUUAUAUUAACCGAUAUUCACCGGAGUACCACGUCGCUUGGUGGAGAAAAUAAUAAAUACCGCUUCCUUCCCGCCCAAAACAUAUUACCGCUUCCUUCCCGCCCAAAACAUAUUACCUAUCCAGACAGGAUUGAAUCGAAUUUCGACGUUGAGGAGGCGAAACAAUGUGUCGGGUGGCUACAGAGAGUUGCUGGAGACAGUGUUCCUAUUGAAUUUCCCGAGGAGAGACGCAAGGCCAUGGACGUCUUCUAUAACUCCUUGAAAGACGGCAUGUUGCUUAUUCACGGUGUGAAUUCUGCACUUGCCCCUGAUCAGAAAUUGGAUUUGAGCAAGAAAACCUUUCAACUUACAGACAAUGAAAUAUUUAAGACAUCUCGGGAAAGGGAGAGAAUUGAUAUCUUCUUGAACAAAUGUCUUGAUGUCGGUGUUUCAGAGCCGACCUUAUUCCAAAUUGACUGUCUUUACGAACGUACGAAUCUCCCACAAGUCAUGGGGACAAUACGCUGUCUUGGAAUCGAAGCCCAAACAAAACCAUGGUAUGAGGGUCCACAGGCGUGGCCGAAGAAAUCAAGUGAACUGAUUGAAAAAUUAUCUAGGAAGCCACAAAAACAAAAACGAGCCCCAGGUCUUGAUAUAGGAAUAGAAUUCAACAGAAGCAAGGUACCUGGUGGUCCACCUGCUCCCACUCCUGCUCCGGCUCGCGCUCACGUUGCGCAUGUGGAACCUGAAUCCGAGCCGGUGGCAGUCGUGGAUGAUUCAAUGAACGACAGCGAAUACAGCAUCGGUCCAAUAUCUAUUUACUCUUUUUUUCUCUCCCUCUCUCUUUCUCUUUCUCUCUCUCUCUCUCUCUCUCUUUCAGUCUAUCUAUCUAUCUCAGUCUGUUUCUUGAUUUCGUUCUUCUUUUUCUUUCUUUCUUUUUUCUUUCUUUCUUUUUUUCUUCCAUUUUUUCUUUCUUUCUUUCUGAUUUUCACCUGA